Messenger RNA from Pyrenophora tritici-repentis Pt-1C-BFP, 867 nucleotides. RefSeq lists its product as uncharacterized. The record is from RefSeq and is a predicted model, not a curated record. Lineage: Eukaryota; Fungi; Ascomycota; Dothideomycetes; Pleosporales; Pleosporaceae.
AUGCCACUCUGUACCCUUUAUCUCGUGGCGCUCCACAAGACGACACCAAAUCCAAUCCUCACAUUCCUCUCCACAUUAAGGUCGGCGAACAAAUCACCACUCGUCGUAUCGCGAGUCAUACGUUGGAUUAUACUACCCUCUAAACUUUCAACCGAACGCCUGCUCGCUCGGAAUAUUCAAUGGGAUCUCCUGAUCGUCUUGCCGGGCACGGAUCCUCUUCCCACCGAACUCCAGAAGCUAGUACAUCACCAGUGGAGCGUAGCAGCUGGUGUCCCCUCGCGCUUAAUUGAAGACUUUUCUACCAAGAACGAAAAGCUACUUCAUCCAAACAAGAGCACCGUGCCAGAUAUGCAAGAGCAGAAUGACAGGAAGACGACCGACUCAAGUCAGAGUCUGGAACUCAGCGAUGAGCUGAACGAAUGGAUUAAAACCUUUGUAACCACCGGGACAAAAGCAAGCAAAGGCGCAGUCUCAAUGUUCAAUCUUCUCGCGUUCAACCCUGGUAUGAAGGAAGAAUACCUCAAGUACGGCGCCGCAUUCGCAAAGUCAAUUGGGUCCAAACACGGCGGGAAUGCGAAGAUUGUUGGAAAUGUAACGCACGUGAACGGCUCUGCGAUUACGAAAGCAGAGAACUGCAGCGUUGGUACAAGUGGUGAGGUUGGCGGUGGGAAAGACGACUGGAAUGAGAUUGCGCUGGCGCAUUAUCCUAGUAUUCUGCACUUUAGGGAUAUGCUAGUAAGUGAGGACUAUCAGGAAGUCAACAAGAGGCACCGUGUUCCUAGUCUGGGGGAUACGUGUAUCUUGAUGACGAGUGAGAUUGCCAUUGAGGAGUUGCUGAGUGAGGGUAAAGGUGGAGCAAAGUUGUAG